CUUUUGGUGCUCUUUUUUCCCCCUUCCCUGUUUAUCCUGAAAAGGAUUUGAAGACAGCUUGACGGAUAAAAAGCCUCGGUGCUUCCCAGGAGCUGAGCCGAGGAGCAGAAGAGGAAGAGCCGGGGGCUGCCGUUGCCUUUGGAGAUGGACGAGCAGCCCAGGCUGAUGCAUUCCCAUGCUGGGGUCGGGAUGGCCGGACACCCCGGCCUGUCCCAGCACUUGCAGGAUGGGGCCGGAGGGACCGAGGGGGAGGGCGGGAGGAAGCAGGACAUUGGAGACAUUUUACAGCAAAUUAUGACCAUCACAGACCAGAGUUUGGAUGAGGCGCAGGCCAGAAAACAUGCUUUAAACUGCCACAGAAUGAAGCCUGCCUUGUUUAAUGUGUUGUGUGAAAUCAAAGAAAAAACAGUUUUGAGUAUCCGGGGAGCCCAGGAAGAGGAGCCAACAGACCCGCAGCUGAUGCGACUGGACAACAUGCUGUUAGCUGAAGGGGUCGCAGGUCCCGAGAAGGGUGGCGGGUCAGCGGCAGCGGCAGCAGCGGCAGCAGCCUCUGGUGGGGCAGGUUCAGACAACUCAGUGGAGCAUUCUGACUACAGAGCCAAACUCUCACAGAUCAGACAAAUCUACCACACAGAGCUGGAGAAGUAUGAGCAGGCAUGCAACGAGUUCACCACCCACGUGAUGAAUCUCCUGCGAGAGCAGAGCCGGACCAGGCCCAUCUCCCCAAAGGAGAUCGAGCGGAUGGUCAGUAUCAUCCACCGCAAGUUCAGCUCCAUCCAGAUGCAGUUGAAGCAGAGCACAUGUGAGGCCGUCAUGAUCCUGCGUUCCCGGUUCCUGGAUGCACGGCGGAAGAGACGGAACUUCAACAAGCAAGCUACGGAAAUCCUGAAUGAAUAUUUCUAUUCCCAUCUCAGCAACCCUUACCCCAGUGAGGAAGCCAAAGAGGAGUUAGCCAAGAAGUGUGGCAUCACAGUCUCCCAGGUAUCAAACUGGUUUGGAAAUAAGCGAAUCCGGUACAAGAAGAACAUAGGUAAAUUUCAAGAGGAAGCCAAUAUUUAUGCUGCCAAAACGGCUGUCACUGCUACCAAUGUGUCAGCCCAUGGAAGCCAAGCUAACUCACCCUCAACUCCCAACUCAGCUGGUUCUUCCAGUUCUUUUAACAUGUCAAACUCUGGAGAUUUGUUCAUGAGCGUGCAGUCACUCAAUGGGGAUUCUUACCAAGGGGCCCAGGUUGGAGCCAACGUGCAAUCACAGGUGGAUACCCUUCGCCAUGUUAUCAGCCAGACAGGAGGAUACAGUGACGGACUCGCAGCCAGUCAGAUGUACAGUCCGCAGGGCAUCAGUGCUAAUGGAGGUUGGCAGGAUGCUACUACCCCUUCAUCAGUGACCUCCCCUACAGAAGGCCCUGGCAGUGUUCACUCUGAUACCUCCAACUGAUCUCCCCGCAAUCGCAUCCCGGCUGACCCUGUGCCCCAGUCGGGGCAGGGGCAGGAGGGAGGGUUUCUCUCCCAACGCUGAAGCAGUCAGACUGGAGGUCGAAGCGAUCAGCAAACACAAUAAGAGUCUCCUUCUCUUCUCUUCUUUGGGAUGCUAUUUCAGCCAAUCUGGACACUUCUUUAUACUCUCUUCCCCACCCCCACCCCUUUUUUUUUUCUGGGUAGAAGCCACCCUUCCCCUGCCUCCAGCUCUCAGUCUGGUUUCAACAUCUUCCCCACCCCUUUCCCUCUGUCCUAGACUUCCUGGGUCCCUGCCCUCUAUUACAUAACGGAAGGAUAUUUUCAACAAUUAGAGAAAUUUAAAGAGGAAAAACAAUGAUAAAGAAAAUAAUAAAAGUGUUUGUAUGUUUUCA
Messenger RNA from Chrysochloris asiatica (Cape golden mole), 1849 nucleotides. It is a transcript of the gene PBX1, whose product is annotated as pre-B-cell leukemia homeobox 1. Gene Ontology annotation, cellular component: nucleus. The record is from RefSeq and is a predicted model, not a curated record. Gene Ontology annotation, biological process: eye development; neuron development; embryonic organ development. NCBI's taxonomy places the organism in Eukaryota, Metazoa, Chordata, Mammalia, Afrosoricida, Chrysochloridae. The transcript is spliced from 9 exons. The coding region runs from base 145 to 1437 and encodes 430 amino acids. Gene Ontology annotation, molecular function: RNA polymerase II cis-regulatory region sequence-specific DNA binding; DNA-binding transcription factor activity, RNA polymerase II-specific.